AUGGGAAAAAUUGUUUCAAAUUGCAACUUCAACCCUAAAAUAUCGGAUUUUGGUUUGGCGAGGCUUUGCCUCAAUAGGUCCAGUAUAGUGUCAGUACUAGGGGCCAAAGGGACAAUAGGGUAUAUAGCUCCAGAAAUAGUUUAUAGAAACAUUGGAGAUGUUUCUCAUAAGUCAGAUGUCUAUAGCUAUGGUAUGAUGAUUUUGGAAAUGACUGGACAGACGAAAAACAUUGAUGUCAGAGUUGAUCAUUCAAGCGAAAAUUAUUUUCCUGAUUGGUUAUAUAAGAACCUUGAACAGAAUGUUGAGCUUGAUCUUAACAUCAUUGUGAAUGCAAAUGAACAUUUGAGAAGGAAAAUGUCAAUAGUUGGCUUAUGGUGCACACAAACUGAUCCUAGAACUAGACUAUCAAUGAGCAGGGUUGUAGAAAUGUUAGAAGGGAACAUGGAAUCUUUGCGAAUCCCACCUAAACCCUUCUUGUUUUUACAGCCAAGAGAAUCAAUACAUACUUCAACUUCUGAGUUAUCACUCGCUCUCUCUGAUGUUCAUGAAGUCGAGCAAUGA
Molecule: messenger RNA, 561 nt
Organism: Olea europaea var. sylvestris
Lineage: Eukaryota; Viridiplantae; Streptophyta; Magnoliopsida; Lamiales; Oleaceae
Product: LEAF RUST 10 DISEASE-RESISTANCE LOCUS RECEPTOR-LIKE PROTEIN KINASE-like 2.3
Exons: 2
Coding region: 1-561 (186 amino acids)
Biological process (GO): protein phosphorylation
Molecular function (GO): ATP binding; protein kinase activity
Source: RefSeq, a predicted model, not a curated record